Seriola dumerili (greater amberjack) is the source of this 1467-nucleotide messenger RNA. RefSeq names its product pirin (gene pir). Gene Ontology annotation, cellular component: nucleus. NCBI's taxonomy places the organism in Eukaryota, Metazoa, Chordata, Actinopteri, Carangiformes, Carangidae. Gene Ontology annotation, molecular function: quercetin 2,3-dioxygenase activity. Gene Ontology annotation, biological process: monocyte differentiation. The record is from RefSeq and is a predicted model, not a curated record. Bases 100 to 987 code for a protein of 295 amino acids. The transcript has 10 exons.
CAGGACACAGGUGGGCUUUGAAGUGACACCGCAAAAAACAGUAAAAACUAUCAAAACAGCGUCAGGACAUGUUGUCUUUUGCUUCCAGUGACUGCUGAAAUGUUUCCCAGCACAAUGAACGUGAGAAAAGUGGAAAGGACAGUUCUGAGUGUGGAACAGGCAGAGGGAGUCGGUGCUCGUGUCCGCAGGAGCAUUGGCAGAAAGGAGCUGAGGAACCUGGAUCCCUUCCUGAUGUUGGAUGAGUUUAGAGUGAGCAAGCCGUCAGGUUUUCCAGACCAUCCUCACAGAGGAUUUGAGACUGUAACAUAUGUCUUGGAGGGGAUCACAGCCCAUGAAGACUUCUGUGGCCAUUCAGGACGACUGAAACCUGGAGAUCUGCAAUGGAUGACGGCAGGACGGGGGGUGGUCCAUGCCGAAAUGCCCGUAUCGGAGGAGCCGGUGGUGGGCUUACAGCUGUGGGUGAACCUGCCGAGGAAAGACAAGAUGGUGGAGCCAGCGUACCAGGAGCUGAAAGGCUCAGAGAUCCCCAAACCCAGCCAGGGAGGAGUUAGAGUCGCUGUGAUAUCUGGAGAAGCUUUAGGUGCAAAGUCUAAGGUCUUCACAAGGACGCCAACCCUGUAUCUGGACUUCCGGCUGGAGACAGGGGCCCUACAUGUGCAGCCAGUCCCCUCAGGAUGGACUACAUUCAUCUACACUUUAUCAGGAUCCAUUCAUGUUGGCCCGGAUCAGGAGCAGCAGAGGGUGGAGGCCCAUCACACAGUCGUGUUUGGAGAUGGAGACUGUGUCAAGGUAGAAAACAAGGGCUCUGAAGUUUCCCAUUUUGUGCUAAUUGCUGGAGAACCACUCAAAGAGCCCGUGGUACAACACGGUCCAUUUGUAAUGACCACAGAAGAAGAGAUCAGUCAGGCCAUCAAGGACUACCAGAGUGGCAGAAAUGGCUUUGAAAGGGCCGUAAAAUGGAGAUCCAAGAUCAGAGAUUCUGUCUAAACACUACGCUGUUGCACUCAAACAUAUUUAUAGAGAUAUUUUUUUGUGAUAAUUAAGUACAAAACGAAGGUGGAAGUUUGAUGUUUGAAAACACUAAAUAUAUGCUGUAUGUACUUUCCAGCAUCUGUUUUAACUUGUUACAUGUCCAAGUGCUUCAUGUGGGAGUGAAUGACAUGCCCCAUUGUUAGCACAGUAGUAAUUUACCCCCUCUCCCUUGUAAAGUAUAGAUUUUUAGGGAAAAUCUGCAUCUAACUGCUCUGCACUUCCCUCGUUAAAUUUUAGUUCUGUAAUAACUCUGUAGCAGAGCUGUUAUGAAAUUCUGAAAGCUGCUUUCACACAUUGUUAUGAAGAUAACUUAGCAUACUGCGCUUCAAUUAAGUAUAACAGUUCAACCACUGUUUUGAUGUUUGAUGGCACACAUUCAUGUGCCGCAGAUUCUGCUGAAAGCAAUCAACUUUUAUUUAAAUCCAGCUGCUGUAA